AUGGGCGCCCAAGAAGACCUCUUUCGACUCUGCGACGCCAGGAAAGGAUUACGGUAUAACGAGGGGGCUCCUCCUCCCCAUCCUCCUCUUCCUCCUCCUCCUCCUCCUCAGUCUCCAGACCAACGGCCACUAUCGUAUAGCCGUCCACCAAUUCACCCACCCACCCAUUAUGCCUGCAUCCACACCCAUCUCAUUGCCAUCCACCCACACUCCAUACGGUAUAACGAGGGGGCUCCUCCUCCCCAUCCUCCUCUUCCUCCUCCUCCUCCUCCUCCUCCUCAGUCUCCAGACCAACGGCCACUAUCGUAUAGCCGUCCACCAAUUCACCCACCCACCCAUUAUGCCUGCAUCACCCAUCUCAUUGCCAUCCACCCACACUCCACAAUGGGCUGGCUUAAUCUAUCAUCAUCAUCAUCUGUCCCGUCCUCAAGAGAGGAACUUAUGUCAAAGAUUCCCAAGGCUGGGGCAUUCGACCAGCGAAUGCCCCACAGUCAAGGGAACAAUACAGUUAUCGCAGAAUGGAGGAUUUUCCCCGGCAUCAAGAACCAGUGCGUGACUCUUAUGGCAGCUGUGUGCGUCGGCGGGGGAGGAGUAAGGCUCUUGGAGGUGGAGUCUCCUGACAAUCAGAACGAGUGUCAGUCUCGUGCGAACGAUAAAACAAGUGUUAGCGCCGAUUCUAUUAGCGCAGUACAGUCUCAGGAGAAUUAUUGUUAUUGA
Molecule: messenger RNA, 717 nt
Organism: Macrobrachium nipponense
Lineage: Eukaryota; Metazoa; Arthropoda; Malacostraca; Decapoda; Palaemonidae
Exons: 6
Coding region: 1-717 (238 amino acids)
Source: RefSeq, a predicted model, not a curated record